GGGCUCCCACUGUGUGUCUGGCCUGGAAAGUCGGCAUCAAAAAUGAGUCUUCUCUGCCACACCCUCCGAGUUCGCACUUUCACAGGCAACCUCCACGCAGGCGCACCUUUCCACGGGCUUCUUGUUUAUCGAUAUUUCUCUGGUAGCAUCUCAGCAAAGCAGACCCAGAACCUCAGCCUCGCGAUGAACGGGCACGGAGAUUUGAACAACUCCCACGCUGGGAGGGCAGCGAUUAGGCUUGCCCCCGAUCCCGCCUACAGCCAGCAGUCCCUCGCCAUUGGCUCCGACGAAGAUGACGUCGGAAUCCGAGAGCAAUAUCGCCCUUUUCUUUUUAACGGCAAUCCUUCCACCGAUGACUGGAUCUCGGAAUUGGAGCUAAGCACAGCGAUCAAGAUGGUGCAGUCCGAGAUCUUAGACAGAGGGCUCGAUCGCCUCCGCAUUCUGGUUCUGUACGGUAGUCUCAGAAGUCGAUCAUAUUCCCGUCUGCUGGCCUACGAAGCCGCGCGCAUUCUUUUCCGCCUCGGCUGUGACGUCCGAGUCUUCGACCCUGCUGGUCUGCCCCAGAAGGACGACGUCCAACACUGCCAUCCUAAAGUACAAGAACUGCGGGAAUUGAGCAAGUGGAGCGACGGGCAUGUAUGGAUCAGCCCUGAGCAGCAUGGCAACUUGACGGGCAUCUUCAAGCAGCAGAUUGACUGGAUUCCAUUAUCCUCCGGCUCAGUGCGUCCUACUCAAGGAAGAACCCUGGCCAUUGCCCAAGUGAGCGGAGGAUCACAGUCUUUCAACGCUGUCAACUCGCUUCGGAUACUAGGACGGUGGAUGCGCAUGUUUGCCAUUCCCAACCAGAGCUCGGUGCCAAAGGCAUACACGCAGUUCACAUCUGAGCCUGAGGGCAGCCGUAUGCUUGCCAGCUCAAACCGCGACCGCCUUGUUGAUUGCAUGGAAGAGCUUGUGAAGUAUACCAUCGUCAUGAGACCCCACUUUGACUUGUUUGGGGAUCGAUUCAGUGAGCGCGAGGAGCGCAGAGCUAAGGAGACACAAGGGGAAGUGGGAAAGUAG
Fusarium falciforme is the source of this 1059-nucleotide messenger RNA. RefSeq names its product FMN-red domain-containing protein. The record is from RefSeq and is a predicted model, not a curated record. Gene Ontology annotation, molecular function: oxidoreductase activity. The transcript has 3 exons. NCBI's taxonomy places the organism in Eukaryota, Fungi, Ascomycota, Sordariomycetes, Hypocreales, Nectriaceae. Bases 43 to 1059 code for a protein of 338 amino acids.